AUGAUGGACGAGACAACACUGAGGAUCAAAGACCUGGAGUUGGAUGACAGUGGGAUCUACAGUGCUCGCAUCUGGCUUACUAAGACACUGUUUCAAGAACAGCGUUUCAGCCUCACCGUUUAUGGUAAGUUAUUGCUUUCACUCUUUGACUCAUGGAAUAGGAUGAAUAGGACCCAAACCUUAUGCUGUUUUCAUUUGUGUUCCCCAGAGCCAGUGCCAACACCACAGAUAGACCACCAAGUGGAAUCCAAGACUCCAGGUGGAUGUAAUGUGACCUUGCAAUGCCACACACCUGGAAGGAAAGAUCUCAGUAUCUCCUGGGAAACAGGGGGUCCACACAGGGCCUUAGGAAAGAGUGUGAAUCAGUACCAGGUUUCUGACAAUGGCCGGGAGCUCCGUGUCUCCUUCUGGAACAGUUCUUUGGACUCCAACUUCACCUGCCUGGUCAGCAAUCCUGUUGACCAAAAGAGAGCCUCGUUUGACUUGCUCAACAUCUGCCAGAGUGAUGAAGGUGAGCAAUAUAGCUUUUCCUUCAUUAUGCAAAGGAGGUCCUUGUGGUUGCGAAAAGGCAGGCUAGCCCUUAACAUGAGGGAUUAGCAACACUUGCUUAUCUAUUGUUAUUUAUUCUACUGCUCUCAGCUGAGUGUGAGCAUGAGAAUCUGAAUCGCGGGGUCAUGAGUUUAAGCCCUGCAUUGAACAAAAGAUUCCUGCAAUGCAGGGGGUUGGACUAGAUUACUCUACUUGUCCCUUCCAACUCUACAAUUCUAUGAUUCCGUGAGAGUCACUCUGACGAUUGUUAUUAGAGUAUGUUUUGAGAGACUCUUAUUGUUCUUUGUGUGGGAUAUAAAGCUGUCAGUCAAGGCCAAUAUUCCGAGAGGACUAACUGCCUCUAUGAGGCAGGCAGUUUUGUCAGCUGGUUGGUCGGUUGCUGCAAGGAGUGUUAACUGGUAACUGCUCGGAUGCAGUCUUCUCAUGACUCACUACUAUCUAGUAUAUCUGUUAUGUAACCUAAGCCUGCCUUCAGGAACAACUCUGUAAACCUGAAUGAAUCUGAUAGUAAAGUAGUCUAUGUUAAUAUGAUUCAGAUUCAUGUGUGUUUUCUUUAAGAGGGACAGAAAGGGAUUAGCAACCAGGAAGGUAUAAUUAUUGAUAGGACUCAAACAAGUUAGCAACCUGCUUGUCACUACAUAAACUCCGACAGGGGAUCGUUUAAACUCUGCUAAAUUAUAUAAACAUUCCCACACAUUGUAGGUGGACAGUUUGAACCCUCGAGUUGGAGUCCAUGGCUUCUCCCUUCCCUCAUAUUUCUUAUGGUGAUAAUGUUGAUGCUGAUGGUGAUGGUGACGGUGAAUUGGAUGCGCUGGAAGAUCAGAUUAGAAAGGCAUAGAAGAGGUAGGACCAUCUCUAUUGAUCUUCCCAUCUCUACUGAGAUGGGGACUUCCUGCCAAAUAUACCUCUACCUUUCUUUUGCUUAUCCUGAGAGGCAGAGACUGGUCAGUGCCAUGGACUCAAUAAUGUGUCUCAUUUUGCCCUCCACAGCUGUUUGUUUUGUGAUAUUAGAGGAAGGGGAGAGUAUCCGGAGCUCAGGAGCCACCCAGAAGAUGGUGGUGACGAGGUGAGAUGAUCGGUGCACAAAGUAAUGAUGGGGUGAUUAUUUUUAUCUACCAAUAAAAUCAUCUGAUACAUUUGGGAGGCGUUUAUUACUUCAGUUAUUAUUAUUAAUGUUGCAAUCUGUUAUUCUUAAAGAAACAACAGCAACAGCAGGAACAAGUGGAUUUCAAACAGGCCACUGACCUGAUAAUAAAAAUGAAUGGCCAUCAGUUUGGCACAACCCAUCCCUACGAACCAUUUCUGCUCAUCUGCAGGAGGCUUCUCUUAAAAUUACCGUAUUUUGCGCUCUAUAAGACGCACCAGACCACAAGACGCACCUAGUUUUUGGAAGAGGAAAACAAGAAAAAAAAUAUUCUGAAUCUCAGAAGCCAGAACAGCGAGAGGGAUCGCUGCGCAGUGAAAGCAGCAAUCCCUCUUGCUGUUCUGGCUUCUGGGAUAGCUGCGCAGCCUGCAUUCGCUCCAUAAGACGCACACACAUUUCCCCUUACUUUUUAGGAGGGAAAAAGUGAGUCUUAUAGAGCAAAAAAUACAAUACCUUUCGCUGGCACUGGACUCCAUCCCAUCCAGCCAAAAUAAGUACUAGCUUCUCUCUCUUAUGCUGGAAAGGAGAGAGGUGCUCAUUUUCAUGCAUGGUGGAGCUCCACGUUGGUCUGCUCCUUUUGGGAAAAGGUGUUUCACACUUUUUUCCAAAAUUAUGCAGCAAUCCCCUCCACCCACAUGAGCUCUUGCCUUGUUAUCAUUAGACUCAAAUUUAAACAACAACCUUAAAUGCAGAGAUGGCCCUGAAGCAGCAUGCCAGAGCAAGAGAGGCUUAUCUCCCUCUCACUGUGUGUAAGACUCCCGUUUCUACUCCCCUCAGCUUGUCCUCCCUCCUCUUCGGAUUCCUCGCUGUCUCUCAGAACGUCCCUGACAUUUUCAUGGAGAGAAGAAACGGUAUUUGGAUUGAAAAAAACAAAAACAGGCCAGUGACCCAAAAAGACUUAACCAAUUGAUUAUGGCACAAGGGGAGGCAGGCAGCUUGUGCCAAGAUCCUGUUCCCAUCAGGGGAACAUGCACGCCCUGUUAUAGUGAGCAGAAUUGAACCCUCCCUCUCCAGCUAGUGAAUGGAGGAUUCAGGCCUCUGGCCGCAGGGCUCUGCUUCCCACAUCCUUCCCCCAGUGAACCCAACAGGAUUGCGCUCUCCACUUACCAGCUGUUCUGGACUCUUCCCAAAAUACUAAUUUUAUCAUUGAUAAUAACUGAGUGCUGGAGAAUGGAAAUGACAUACUUUGGUCAAUUCAAAAUGGGCCAUUCCACCUGCUCUCUUAUGGUCAUAGUUAUGGCAAGUUCUCCAGUGGAACUAGAAAGCUAGCCCUAAAGGCUGGGACUGAGGUGUAGGGAAGAUGCCUGCUUUUAGGCAAAUUGGUAUCCUUUCUUGGAGAACACUGGACUUGGACAGGACUUUAAUUUUCUCCAGGGUUCAGUUGGGCCCAAAUGCCCAGAAAUUCUUUUAGGAGUUGCAUCUCCAGAGUCCCUCCUGUCAUAUUUUUCUCUUCCCUUCCAGGUUGACUCAGACAUAG
Molecule: messenger RNA, 3170 nt
Organism: Podarcis lilfordi (Lilford's wall lizard)
Lineage: Eukaryota; Metazoa; Chordata; Lepidosauria; Squamata; Lacertidae
Source: the annotation of a GenBank genome assembly